Molecule: messenger RNA, 1607 nt
Organism: Chara braunii
Lineage: Eukaryota; Viridiplantae; Streptophyta; Charophyceae; Charales; Characeae
Source: the annotation of a GenBank genome assembly
GCCUCUCCUGCUACUUGCUGUCGUCGUCUUCUUGAUUGUCAUCUUCCUCCACGUGUGUUUGGUGUUCCGCCCGUCGAAGCAACAUCGCAAACGACGUGCGUCCACGAAACGGGCUUCCGUAAAACUACCAAUGGCGAACUUCCACGUAGGCAGAGAACCAGCGGCACGUCAGGGCGGAGGAGGAUCUAGCAUGGCGAUCCCUCGACGGUGCUACGAUCCAUUGUUGUACAACCAUCUAGAACUACAUGAGCAGCCGCUGCCCCCGUCGGACGAGGAACUGGAGACGGAGGAACUCACAACGUUACCUUUGGGUAGCGGGUCGACGCAGAUGUGGUCGCAGACGCUGGCAACUGGCGGGUCCGGUUGCAACGAAGGUGGCGAGUUCACGUCCCUCCUGCAACAAGGCUUGCAAGACGACGACGGGCAAGUCGAUAUGAGGUUCGGCUUGUCACCCGGCGGUGCGACGACAGCGACCCGUACGCAGCAUGGCAAGAGUGCGACGUCUGACCAAGGUGGUAGAGACGCCUGCCCCGCCCCUGCAGGAGUCACAACAGUGCCCCUGCGCAUCGGUGGUGGUAGUUUGCCGAUGUCAAACCGCACAAGAACUACGCAGCCCGACUUCAGGGACAACACCGUUUGCAGACCACCGGUGUGUCCACGACCUACCAUGGACAGCAUCAUUCGAGGAGUCUCCAACAUGAGGGCGCACAACGAUGGAGGCGUUGGCGAUGUGGCAUGCCUCGAUGACGCCGACGAUGGAGGCACAGAGGAGAUGGAAACAGGGGAUGAUGAAGACGACGUGGAUAUUCAGCCGUUGGGAAAGACGGCAGGGAGGGUGAAAGGAUGUGGCAGAGGCGGUGGUCGUGGUCGAUCUGCUGGUCGGGUCGGCAGAGGAGACGCAUCCGAGGACAGUGGGAAGUCAGCGACGUAUUGGUCGAUGGACGAGCAAUUGGUCCUCGUCAGAUGCAAGCCGCAAAAGCGGGAGCAAGACAUGCACAUGGCCGGGAAUGCGAACAAAGGAGUGGAAGUGGGACGACAUAGCAAAACAGAUGGCCGCCAUGGGGACGGUAAAAGAAGCCGACGAUUGUUCCAAGACGUGGGACAAUCUCUUUCAAAACUACAAGAAGAUACAGAGAUUUCAAGGGAAGAGCGGCAAGGCAAAUUUCUUAAGGCUGACGAACGAAGAACGGAAGGAGAACAAUUUCAAGUUCCGGAUGGAGAGGGUGCUGUACAACGAGAUCCAUCCGAGCAUGCUGGGCAACCACACUAUUUUUCCUCCCAACGUCGCCGACACUGGUAGUCCGGAAGGGGUGCGGUUGCUGAGGCGAGGAUUGGGAGCUGGGGAGUCUAUCGGGAGUGAAGUUGGCGGUGAUGGCUGCCCUGACGACCGCUCUUCGGCUAGGGACUCUGAUCAAAAUGCAGGCAGUGGGGCCGGGGGUGGAAAGCGGGGGUGUUUUUUUUUAUGGUUUUGUGGAAAUGGAAUAUGUGACGAAAUCAACACAACAAGCGCCAUGAAAUUGGGAUACAUCAUAUCAUAAAAAUGCAUGCCAAUAUUUUUAAAUUGAACAUGACAAAGGGCAACGACGAAAUAAAUGAACCUUUGCGUU